ACAGUGUGGGUUAUAUUACGUGUAGCGGCAGUUGGAGAGUGAAAACGCGAAUCCGAAGUACUCAUAAAAUAGAAACCGCGUGAAACGAGAUUUUAGUCGAAUUUUAGCAAGCGGCGAUCACGCUACAACCGUUCCCAAACAUCAUUAAGCAUUCGCAAUUGAUUAGUUCGUGGGGUUGAACUUUAAGCGGACCUCCAUACAUUUGAAAUGUUGGUGUCUAAGCAACACACAAAAGAACUAUUCAAUACCCCGCAGUACCCAAGGUGCAGCUCAUGAAACCUGCCGAACAGAAAACAACGUGCGGAAAAGUCUACCGAAAAGUGUGUUGCUGCUGGAAUACAAGUCGCAGCAGAAAUGGUUCGAGGUCUGUGGACCGCCCUUUUUCUGUUGGGCAGUGCCACCUACGGCUCCAGAGUUCCGGUGAGGAAGCUCACUCUCGACCGAAGCUGUCCGUACCACGCUGGGUGCAAUUCCACGGUCAACGAGCAGCACAUUGAGGUGCUCCUGAGUUACGUGGACAGCGAGAAGAAUCCCUGCGAAGACUUCUACGCCUACGCCUGCGGAAAGUGGCGGGAAAAGCAUGGGGGCCAUAGCACGGCCACGGCCAUAAGCGAGGCAGAGAUCAACCAGCAGUAUGAGGAGCUCUUCAGCCACCUGCAGGGCCACCCAAGUGCCCCCGAGCACGGGCACCCCAUGUACGGGAAGGUGCUGGCCCACUAUCAGCACUGCACCGCCCUGAAGAAGCCCAACCUGAGGCGAUACCUGGAGCUGUUGGGCCAGGAUCUGCUGUCGACCCUGAGCUCCACGCACUGGAUGACCGUGCUGGCGGUCCUGGGGCGGUACGGCUACCACGGCCACUUUGUCCAGGUGGAAGUGCGGUGGCACAACGCCACUCACCACAUGAUCUUCCUGCUGCCGCACAACCGCCACCUCAGCCUGAGCCUCUCGCCGCACAUCUACGACGCCCUCAGCCAGGACGGCGCCUCCUGGCCGCCUCUCGACCGUCUGCAGGAGCAAUUCGAGUCCCUCGAGCGGCAGUUGGUCGGACUGGCAAAGUCGCACUCGGCGGACGACAGCUUCCGGAACUACAGCCUGGACCAGAUUCGGAAACAGGUGUCUGGGCUGGAGUGGGACGAGGCGUUGAAGAAGCAGCUGGGCAGGUCGGUGAGCGCCGAUCACGUCCUCCUGGUGGACGACCUGGCCGCCAUCAAGGGGCUGGUGGAGUUUCUCAACGGGGCGGACACCCUGCUGCUCAACCGGUACAGCCUGGCGCGGUUCCUCAGCCACCUGUUGGACCUGCCGCACAACCCGCUCGCCAACUGGGAGCCCGGCCAGAGGUCGAGCGGCAGGGACUGCAUCCGCCACAUGCGCCGGGCCCUCUACUUGCCGAUGAACUACGUCUACGAGAGGAGCUUCUACGCCGGGAGGCGCAGCGCCGACGAACAGGUCAUUCGCAGCGUGUUCGAGCAACUGCGGGACCAGCUGGAGCGUCGGGUGCGGCACAACGCCUUCCACCUGGGCCAGGAACUGGUCGAGUCCCUGACAGCGAAGGCUCGCCAAAUGCGAAUCAACGUGGGGAACCUGCCGCCCAACGCUUCCGAGAGGUUCUUCUGGGACAGCGACCGACGGUGGAGCGUGGGCAGCGACUUCUACGAGAGCCACCUGAAUAGUCUCCUCUACUACUACUCGCUCGUGGCCGACCUGGAGGGCAGCGGCGACCGGAGGGAGCGGGCGAUCUGGUACAGCUUCAACAUGCACACGCCCGAGUUCCCCGACAACAUCGACGCCACGCCCUACUUCUACUGCCUGGGCAACAUCAUUUUUGUGCCGUACUCCUACCUGAAGCGGCCCUUCUUCGACGCCGGCUUCUGGCCGGCCCUGCUCUACGGCGAUCUGGGCAACACCCUGGGCCACGAGAUGAUGCACGCCCUCGACACGGACCUGGUCGACUACGACGCGCGGGGCAACCUGCGCAACUUCAGCGAGCAGCUCAGCCAGGUGGAGCUGUACCGCCGGGCGGUCGCCUGCCUGAACAGCAGCGCCGUGAUGCUGAACGAGCGUACCUCGGACGUCAGCGGCUCCCGGCUGGCGCUGCAGGCCUACGGGGGCGACUGGCUGACCCGGUCGGACGACGGCCGGCUCUACUUCCUGCAGUUCGCGCACUUCUUCUGCGGCGACGAGGGCGACCAGUACCACGACUCGGGCAGCCAACGGCUCAACUACUCGCUCAGCCAGGUGCCGCAGUUCGCGGAGGUCUUCCAGUGCCGGAAUGGGAGCGGCAUGAGCUCCCCGGAGCAGUGCCCCUUCUGGUAGCCGGCCAGCGGUGGCAAGUGCUAGCUGGCGCCAGCUUUAAUUAAGACCCAAGUAUUGUGAAUAAACCACCAUGUUUAGAGAUGAUUGCGUAUGCGGCUCGCAUCUACCAGCGGAUUUUCUGGCGUGGGCUGAGUUAAUUUUCAAUUACGUGCCCAACGUGACAGACUAGGCACACAUAUGCAGAAUCAUUUUUGCCGUCUGCACUGAAUCAAAGCGGAGCAGCAGCAGGCACCCAGGUGUACACGCAUUCGGCGGGACCAAUCACCCAUGCGCCCUCACGUGUGCGCCUCCCAGCUCGCUUUUAUUUAUUUGCUAAUUAACACCCUUCCUGUCACUCAGGAGCUCAGCAACUCGGCAGCUUAGCAGCCCAGCAUCUCAGAGGACGACGGCCAAGGGGAAAAACGGAGACCGAAAUCCGAUACCAACUCCGCUCCGAAGCCCGAGCCGCUCCGGCCAGGUACACAAAGCCACUUGUUGAAGGUCGCCGCCCACGCUACUCGCACUCCGCACUCUGCUUGAGGAAAAUGGGGAAUGACUGGGUCCACGUUCACCUGGCAACCGCGCUAAUAGACCAUUAACAACCUGCCGGGAACAGUGCGCGUGAGCCGCUUGCCAAACAGCGGUCAGAUGUCUGUCCGCUUGUCUUUGCUUCGCCGACCCCAGUGACAUGAAUCGAUUCUUCGAUUUAGAGACAAAGGCAGUUUCCUUUUACGGAUCGAUUUGCCCUAACCCGGAAAUAAGGUUCAACAUGUGGAACCUAUCCGCACACCGGUUCUUUUCAAAAUUUGCGAUUCGUCUAAGUUUUUCAAAAUGGUUUUUAUUUUCUUUAAAUUUGUCACAAGCAUUAAAGCACUUCUAUAUUUAACUUUCUUAUUUGCUUUUUAUUCCGCUUUGUGCGGACUUAGUCAUUCUUGGCAGUCUCUUCUAGAGCAACCUUUUAAGGGUUAACGGAUAACUUUGAAGUACUAUUCAAAAUAAUUUCAGAAUUACUGGGAAACCGACACAAUUUUCUUUAUCAGGCUUGAAAAUAAACUUGAUUUGAAAUAUG
This is a messenger RNA of Drosophila ficusphila, 3361 nucleotides long. Its product is annotated as neprilysin-3. Gene Ontology annotation, biological process: protein processing. Gene Ontology annotation, cellular component: plasma membrane. Lineage: Eukaryota; Metazoa; Arthropoda; Insecta; Diptera; Drosophilidae. The record is from RefSeq and is a predicted model, not a curated record. Gene Ontology annotation, molecular function: metalloendopeptidase activity.